Molecule: messenger RNA, 1254 nt
Organism: Alternaria metachromatica
Lineage: Eukaryota; Fungi; Ascomycota; Dothideomycetes; Pleosporales; Pleosporaceae
Exons: 1
Coding region: 1-1254 (417 amino acids)
Biological process (GO): lipid metabolic process
Molecular function (GO): glycerophosphodiester phosphodiesterase activity
Source: RefSeq, a predicted model, not a curated record
AUGCGCUCUUUCAUUGCUACCUCCGUCCUCGUCGGACUCGCGUCCGCUGCCGCCGUACCUGUUGUUGCUCCCCGUGGCGGAGACGGCUAUGGUCAUGGCCAUGAGCACAGCAAGUUCAACGUCCAAGUCGGCGUCCGGCCUUACUAUCUCGUCGACAACAUGGACGAGAGUCCGUUGAAGGAGAAGCUGGAGAGCUGCUCGGAGCAAGAGUUCAAGACCUCGGACUUUGUCCUUGCGCAUCGUGGAGCGCCGCUUCAAUUCCCUGAGCACACUCUUCAGAGCUACAAGGCUGCGCACCGCAUGGGUGCUGGCCUGAUCGAAUGCGAUGUCGCUUUCACCAAAGACAAGCAGCUUGUCUGCCGCCACGCCCAAUGUGACUUGCACACGACGACGAACAUCCUCAACACUACACUCGCCGAAAAGUGCACGACCCCCUUUUCGCCCGCCGCCAAUGGCACUGCUGCGUCGGUCAAGUGCUGCACCUCGGACAUCACUUUGGAGGAGUUCGGUACCCUAUGCGGCAAGAUGGAUGGCUUCAACCCCAACGGCACCACGGUAGAGGAAUACAUGGACGGCACACCCUACUUCCGUUCCGACUUAUACGCGCAAGACUGCCCCAAGCUCAUGACGGUCGACGAUUACAUUCCCCUGGUCGACAGCUGGGGUCUGAAGUACGCGCCCGAGCUCAAGACCCCCGAGGUCGAGAUGCCUUUCGAUGGAUACACACAGGAAGCGUAUGCUCAAGAUCUGGUCGACAAGUUCCGCGAGUACGAGAUCGAUCCGAGCCGUGUGUGGCUGCAGUCUUUCCUGCCCGAUGACGUCUUCUACUGGAUCGAUAACGAGCCUGAAUUCGGAAUUCAGGCUGUCUAUCUCGACGAGCGCGUUGAUACUCCCGAGGGCUACGCCAAUGCCACUGCCAGCAUCCCUGAGCUCGCUGCUCGUGGCGUUAAGAUUAUGGCGCCCGCUAUGUUCGCUCUCACCAAGUUGGACGACGACGACAAGAUUGUGCCGUCGGAGUAUGCUAUUGCUUGCCAGGAACACAACUUGGACAUCAUCGCGUGGUCAUUUGAGCGCUCUGGAUGGUUGCAGAUCGAUGGUGGUGGAUACUACUACCAGUACGUUGCCAACCGGACCAACAACGAUGGCGACAUGUACGACGUGCUCGACGUGCUUGCCAAGGAUGUGAAUAUCAUAGGUAUGUUCUCAGAUUGGCCGGCCUCAGUAACCUACUAUGCCAACUGCAUGGGGUUGUAG